CGGUCGGGGAAAGAAGCCGAGGCGGAGGAGGAGGGGGCGCGCAACCGAUCCGAGUGGUGGAGAAGCGGCGCAGCGAUUGGAGGAGGAGGCUGAGUGGGUGCCGCCUCCCCUGUCAGGCCAUUGGCUGGCGCCGCCAGUGGCCGGCGAGAGGGUCCCAAACAUUGUGGGCAGCAGCGAGGAAUUUACAGAUUAACAAUGGCUGCUGAAUCUCCCCGCCGUCCAAGCCGAUGUACUGGAGGAGUGGUUGUUCGACCACAAGCUGUAACGGAACAGUCAUACAUGGAAAGUGUUGUUACAUUUCUGCAAGAUGUGGUACCUCAGGCCUACAGUGGCACAACUCCAACAGAAGAAAAAGAGAAAAUUGUAUGGGUCAGAUUUGAAAAUUCUGAUUUGAACGAUACAUCAAGGAACGUGGACUUGCAUGAGAUGCACAGUACCGGCAAUGAACCUCCUUUGUUGCUAAUGAUUGGCUAUAGCGAUGGGAUACAGAUAUGGAGCAUACCUAUAAGCGGGGAGGCUCAGGAACUCUACUCCAUCCGACACGGCCCCGUUCGUGCUGCCCGAGUCCUCCCAUCGCCACAGAUCAGUCCUCAGAAGUGCGACAACUUUGCUGAGAAGAGACCUCUCCUUGCGGUGUGCAAAAGCAUUGGAUCUUCUGGCACCAGCCCUCCUUACUGUUGUGUAGACUUGCAUUCGUUGCGGACCGGAGAAAUGGUCAAAUCUGUGCAGUUCAAGACACCUAUUUAUGACCUCCACUGCAACAAAAGGAUUCUUGUUGUCGUCUUGCAAGAGAAAAUAGCUGCCUUUGACAGCUGUACCUUCACCAAGAAGUUCUUUGUCACAAGUUGCUAUCCUUGCCCAGGGCCAAACAUGAACCCCAUCGCCCUAGGAAGCCGGUGGCUAGCAUAUGCUGAAAACAAGCUGAUCCGGUGCCAUCAAUCCCGCGGCGGAGCCUGUGGAGACAAUAUUCAGUCCUACACGGCCACAGUCAUCAGUGCAGCCAAAACCAUAAAAACUGGACUCACCAUGGUUGGAAAAGUCGUGACACAGCUGACGGGCACUCUGCCAUCAGGAGCAACCGAGGAAGAGAUACUGGCGCACAGCAACACCCGGCGCAGUCCUUUAAUACCCGGAAUCAUCACCGUUAUCGAUACAGAAACAGUCGGAGAGGGACAGGUGCUCUUGAGCGAGGACUCGGAUAGCGAUGGCAUUGUGGCUCACUUCCCAGCACAUGAGAAGCCGAUCUGCUGUAUGUCUUUCAACCCUAGUGGCAUGCUUCUCGUCACAGCCGAUACUCUGGGCCACGACUUCCACGUCUUCCAAAUCCUCACCCACCCGUGGUCAUCCUCGCAGAGUGCCGUCCAUCACUUGUACACGUUGCACCGCGGAGAGACCGAAGCCAAAGUUCAGGACAUCUCCUUCAGCCACGACUGUCGCUGGGUGGUGGUCAGCACCCUCCGAGGCACGUCCCACGUCUUCCCCAUCAACCCCUACGGCGGGCAGCCCUGCGUCCGGACGCACAUGUCUCCCCGGGUUGUGAACCGCAUGAGCCGCUUCCAGAAGAGCGCGGGGCUGGAGGAGAUCGAGCAGGAGCUGACCACCAAGCAAGGCGGACGCUGUAGCCCCGUCCCUGGCCUCUCCAGCAGUCCCUCUGGAUCACCUCUUCAUGGAAAGCUGAACAGUCAGGACACGUACAACAACUUCACCAACAACAAUCCCGGGAACCCUCGCCUGUCCCCGCUCCCCAGCCUGACCGUGGUGGUCCCGCUCGCCCAGAUCAAGCAGCCCAUGACGUUGGGAACCAUCACCAAGCGCACCGGCAAAAGCAAACCAGCUCCACAAAUUUCGCCCAGCAAAUCGGUGGGAGGAGAAUUCUGUGUCGCCGCCGUCUUUGGCUCAUCCAGGUCUUGGUUCGCAAGCAAUCCGGGCCUUAAAAGAGAGAAAGAUCAGUCCCGGCAGUUUGUGGUGGAGUCCUUGUACAUUGUGAGUUGCUACGGGACUUUGGUGGAGCACGUCCUGGAGCCCCGGCCCCUCAGCACCGCCCCAAAGAUCAGCGACGACACCCCGCUGGAGAUGGCCACCUGCCCCAGGGCCAGCUGGACACUAGUCAGGACUCCCCAGUGGAAUGAACUGCAGCCGCCCUUUAACUUGAACCACCCGCUCCUCCUGGCCGCAGACGCCAUGCAGUGUUACCAGUACCUCCUCCUUGGCCUGGCUCCACUUGGAAGUCCAGGACCCAUCACUCGUCACGAAUCCUAUGACAGCUUGGCCUCUGACCACAGUGGGCAGGAAGAUGAAGAAUGGCUUUCUCAGGUUGAAAUUGUGACCCAUACGGGGCCUCACCGGCGCCUGUGGAUGGGCCCGCAGUUCCAGUUCAAAACCAUUCACCCCUCGGGCCAAACUACGGUCAUCUCCUCCAGUUCUUCGGUUCUGCAGUCCCACGGCCCAAACGACACCCCACAGCCGCUCUUGGACUUCGACACGGAUGACCUGGAUCUGAACAGUCUCAGGAUCCAGCCGGUGCGUUCUGAACCUGUGAGCAUGCCGGGGUCCUCGCGCCCAACGUCCGACCGCCGAGGGAUUUCGACCGCGGGCGAUGCUACCUCAGGUGCCUUCGACCGGAGCGUGACCCUCCUGGAAGUCUGCGGGAGCUGGCCCGAAAGCUUUGGCCUCCGGCACUUGUCCUCCAUGGAGCAAACCGACGAGGGCCUUCGGGAGCGGCUGGCCGACGCCAUGUCCGAGUCGCCGGGUCGGGACAUAGUGGGAUCUGGCACAGAGCUUCAGCGCGAGGGAAGCAUCGAGACUCUCAGCAACAGCUCGGGAUCCACCAGCGGAAGCAUUCCCCGGACCUUCGACAGCUACCGGUCCCCCCUUCCAACCAAUGAGAGCCAACCGCUGAGCCUCUUCCCGACCGGCUUCCCUUGACCACGUUCUAGGAAGGGAAACAUAUCGGUAGGCCGACUUCCCGACGAUGCCGCUCCGUGCGAAACCUCAAUGUGCAUUUAUCUCCCAGUGGUUGGACCCUCUUCCGAGGGGCUCUGGUUACCUUAACAAACCUUGUUGAUGCCUCCGCUUGCGACCCUUCUGGACCUGUACGAACAAAAAUACCGAUUUCGCUCUACCGUGCAAUAUGGGGAUACUUCCCUCCUUUAAUCCGAAUGGCUUUCUAGCAUUUCCCUCCCGGUUUUUCCCUCUGCCUGCCUUGAAUACAAGGAAACGGUGGUUUCAAAUAAGUAUUUUUAAGCACCCUUUGGUUUCUCUAAACUGUAACCUACAUCCCAGUCCCGAUGGUACGCAGAGAUCAGGCCACUAAAUCUGAAUUGAUUGUUAUUUUUUCAUGGGGAGAAGUAAUGUGCUGGCUGUGUUUCGGAACCUGCAUCGCUAGUUGGCCGGGCCUGUCAGCAUGUCACUUUUGCAAAUAUAGGAAUUGUUCACUGACAGAUAAGUGGGACAGAAGGAGUCCCAAUGAGGAUUGUUUCGGACGCUGUGAACUUUGCUUAGUUCUCCACCUUCCUUGCUGUCCUCUGACAUCAAAUGGAUGCCAAGAGUAUUAUAAGAAAGGACCCCGCUCUCCCCUUUUCCACCUUUGUCCUUGGGAAAGAUCAUCUUGGGUGGUGAUUCCAUGUAUUUGAGAAAUGUACGGAGUUCGAUUAACCCUUCCUGCUGGGCUACCGUGUCAAUUCUUUGGGGUUCCUGUUCCGCAAAAGCGCAUGUGAUCUUAAUAAAUCUCUGUGGUGAUUUCGUUUCGAGAAAGCA
This is a messenger RNA of Anolis carolinensis (green anole), 3756 nucleotides long. RefSeq names its product BCAS3 microtubule associated cell migration factor (gene bcas3). The transcript is spliced from 24 exons. Gene Ontology annotation, biological process: autophagy; response to starvation. Gene Ontology annotation, molecular function: protein binding. Bases 196 to 2925 code for a protein of 909 amino acids. Gene Ontology annotation, cellular component: cytoplasm. The record is from RefSeq and is a predicted model, not a curated record. NCBI's taxonomy places the organism in Eukaryota, Metazoa, Chordata, Lepidosauria, Squamata, Anolidae.